Messenger RNA from Macrosiphum euphorbiae (potato aphid), 1398 nucleotides. The record is from the annotation of a GenBank genome assembly. NCBI's taxonomy places the organism in Eukaryota, Metazoa, Arthropoda, Insecta, Hemiptera, Aphididae.
AUGGACCGGCCACCCGAAAACCUUAGCGAUGGCCAACCGCCGUUUUGGAAACAGCGCAGGAACUUGGUCGCGUUCCUGGCAUUUCUGGGUUUCUUCAACGUCUACACCCUUCGAGUGAACUUGAGCGUCGGAAUCGUAGCCAUGACGUCGUCCUCGGAUUCGAGGACGAGCGAAUUCGACUGGGGCCCAGAACUUCGUGGCGCGAUUUUGAGUUCGUUCUUUUAUGGAUACAUUUCUACGCAACUUAUCGGUGGUCUGCUAGGCGCAAAGAUAGGGGGCGUGAAAUUGAUCGGUUACGGAGUUUUUAGCACAGCGAUCCUAACGAUCCUCACCCCGUUGGCUGCCAGAUAUUCCGUUUAUCUAGUCAUCGUUCUCAGAGUCAUCGAGGGAGUGUUCGAGGGAGUCGUAUAUCCUGGCAUACAUGCCGUGUGGUCAAGAUGGGCGCCGCCCGCGGAACGCACCCGACUGGGAUCGUUUGCAUUUUCCGGCAGUUUUGUGGGCACAGUCAUCGGAUACCCGAUGUGCGGUUGGUUAGCCGAAAAAUACGGUUGGCCAUCUACGUUUUAUGUACCAGGUUGUGUAGCUAUAAUUUGGUGUGUGGUUUGGUUAACGUGUAUCACCGAAUCUCCAGUAGAAGACAAACGCAUUACGAAAGAAGAGCUCAAGUACAUUGUGGAUUCAAUAGGUCCUACGGAUGACACUAAAAUCAGCUUUGUAGACUACCCCUGGAAAGAUAUAUUAACAUCAAUGCCGGUUUGGGCUAUAACAUGCGCCCAUUUUUGUGAAAACUGGGGAUUCUACACGUUACUUACGCAAUUACCAAGCUACAUGAACGAUGUACUAAAGUUUAACAUUGGAAAAGGAAGUUUACUGUCAGCUCUACCAUAUCUCGUCAUGUCCAUUAUUCUCCAGUUUAGUGGGUUCUUUGUGGACUGGCUUCGGAAAAAUGAAAUACUCACUACUACACAAGUGAGAAAGGUUUUCAACUGUGGUGCUUUUGUGAGCCAAACUAUAUUCAUGUAUUUAGCAUCGAAUUCUAGAUCUGAAAUUGGAUCUAUAUUUUGUUUAACAUUGGCAGUGGGUCUUGGAGCAUUUGCUUGGUCCGGAUUCAGCAUUAACCCAUUGGAUAUAGCACCUCAAUACGCCAGUAUUUUGUUGGGAAUCUCCAACACGUUUGCAACUAUACCUGGUAUUGUGAGUCCUAUGUUGGCCGGUGUGAUUGUGCAAAACAAAAGCGCAGAAGAAUGGCAAUGGGUGUUUUUAAUUUCUAGUGGUAUAUAUAUGUUUGGAGCCGUAUUCUAUGGCAUAUUUGCUUCAGGAGAACGACAACCAUGGGCCAAAAUUAAAAUUGAAGAAAAAAACGGCCAUGAUAAUAAAACUUUCGAAAAUGUAGCCUAA